CUGUGAUUCUCGGAUGACCCGAUCGAGGCGCCAUCUGUCGUAAUAAAAUGAAUCGGCGCGGUACCUCCUGGUCGCACUUCUGGUUCAAACUUCGUUCAGGAAACACCCAGAAGCCGUCACACCUACCAAAUAGCAAUGGCUGAUCUCAGCGCAAGGGAUGUCGAAAGGGCUGAAUUCGCCUUCUCCAUCUACGAUACCGAAGGUACGAACGUCAUCGACGCCGUCGACCUCGGCAACGUUCUCCGUGCUCUGAACCUUAACCCAACCAACGCCACCAUUGAGAAACUCGGCGGCACCAAGAAGAAGGGCGAGAAGAAACUGAAACUCGACGAAUUCCUUCCCAUCUUCAGUCAGGUCAAGAAGGAUAAGGACCAGGGUUGCUACGAGGACUUCUUGGAGUGCUUGAAGCUCUACGACAAGUCUGAGAACGGCACCAUGUUGGCUGCUGAACUCUCCCACACGCUCCUCACCUUGGGUGAGCGUCUUACUGACCAGGAGUGCGACACCGUGCUGAAGGAUUGCAUGGACCCCGAGGACGAUGACGGUUUCAUCCCCUAUGCCCCAUUCCUGAAGAAGCUGAUGGCCUAAAUCCAGAAGUCAUGAGAAACAAAUCAUCAACCCGUUCCUUCGUAGAAUGUGUGACAAGGCGGCAGAAGGUGCCGGAGACGAUGACAACGAAUAAAAGAUGGCCGCCAAUCAGGUCGCGACGUUCAUCCAUCACCGAACCGAAACUGAAACGGGACAACGAUUCCGUCAACAUCACCGUCGACGAAGGAUACGUCUAUCUUAUUUCAUCACAUUCGCCAAAGUUCACUUCCGCCGAAGAGACCAGCUCGGCGUUCUUUCGAUCAGCGUUCUUUCUUUUUUCUAUACACAUCACGCAAAAAGGACACUCACCCUGCGUAUAUAUAUACACGAUGGAUCGUUAUUAUUAAUUUCUAAUUUCUACGGCCACCCUAGACUCUAGAAAUUAGAGGCGGAUAUAUAAUGUCUAUCUUAUAUAUUGGGCAGCGAUGCCUCAUCAGCAAUUAACUGGAAAUAUUUAAAUGCAACGUCUGUCAUCGGAACCACAAGGCAAAGACAUUGCACCCAUCAUCGAUACUAAAAUGGACACCUUGUUUUAUUUGGUUUAGCACACUGUUGUACUUUUUACGAUUAUAUUAGACGUAUCUCAGCACUGUAUUAAGCCGAAUGAAAUAAUUCUGUUAUUUUA
This is a messenger RNA of Cephus cinctus (wheat stem sawfly), 1213 nucleotides long. RefSeq names its product myosin light chain alkali (gene Mlc1). Lineage: Eukaryota; Metazoa; Arthropoda; Insecta; Hymenoptera; Cephidae. The coding region runs from base 136 to 588 and encodes 150 amino acids. Gene Ontology annotation, molecular function: calcium ion binding. The transcript is spliced from 6 exons. Gene Ontology annotation, cellular component: muscle myosin complex. The record is from RefSeq and is a predicted model, not a curated record.